Molecule: messenger RNA, 996 nt
Organism: Thamnophis sirtalis
Lineage: Eukaryota; Metazoa; Chordata; Lepidosauria; Squamata; Natricidae
Source: RefSeq, a predicted model, not a curated record
AUGACGUGUGAAUACACCUGGCCCAACCACCUCAUGGCCACGGACGCCGCAGCCACCCGAGCCCUGAUAGAGCAACACGGCUUCCAAGACGACGUGGCUUACGGGCAAACCAAGAUCUUCAUCCGAACGCCCCGGACCUUGUUCGCCCUGGAAGAGGAGCGCUCCAACCUCAUCCCCAUUAUUGUGUUGUUGUUGCAGAAGGAGAUGUGGCCGGAAGGCAAGCAGAGCAUCACGGAGGUGACGAAGCGCCCCCUGACUGCGGCCACCCUGUUCAAGAACUCCAUCGUGGCCUUGGUGGACAACCUAGCUUCCAAGGUAUCUCAGAUCUUCCUUUUCUGGUGGCGAGCCAGGCAGCUGGUGACCAACAUCCCUCCCUCCGAGAUGGGCCAAAUCAAAGCCAAAGUUGCCGCCUUCGACGUCUUGCAAGGCCGGAGGAAAAAUUGGGGCUGUUGCCAAAACUGGAGACAGAACUAUUUAGUGUCGGUUUGGAGAGGAGCCCUCGCCCGCAAGCGUUGCCGAUACCUACGGGCCAUCUACACCAUCAUGGCCUACUACAAGCGUCACAAAGUGAAGUCUCACUUAUUGGAGCUCCUACAACGCUUCCAAGGGGUGCGGAGCAUGGCGGACUACGGCAAAAGCGUGGAAUGGCCGGAGCCUCCAGAGGUGCUGGCCCAGUUCCAGGAGAGCAGCAAACUCAUCUUUUGCAGAAAUAACCCACCUCCUCUCCUCUCUCUUCUUCCCCAGGCGGAGGAGAAUUCAGCCUUGGCUGCCCAGUUCCUCAAACAGGUCUCCACCCUGAAAGAGAAGAUGCACUUCAGUUCCAUCUUGUUCUCAUGCCAUGUGCGGAAGAUCAACCGGUGUAACAAACGGACGGAUCGAGCCCUACUGAUCACCGACCAGCACCUCUACAAGCUGGACCCCCGGAAGCAAUACCGAGUCAAGAAGACUAUUGCUCUCGGCACAACCUGUUAUCUCUAUAUGUCCAUUGAGGGCUGA